This is a messenger RNA of Somion occarium, 1301 nucleotides long. The record is from the annotation of a GenBank genome assembly. Lineage: Eukaryota; Fungi; Basidiomycota; Agaricomycetes; Polyporales; Cerrenaceae.
CCAUAGAGGAGGCCUUGCAUUCGUAGCUUACACCACGCAUCAUACUAGAUUUCUACCCUUCACCCAGAUCCUUUUACUUUUCAUCAUUAUCGUCCAUAAAACAUCAUGGAACAGGAAAUAGAUGGGUGGAUUGCGCAACUCAGUCAGUGCAAACAGCUGACGGAAGCCGACGUGAAGCGAUUAUGCGACAAGCAUAUUCAUGCUGAGGACGUUUGCAAUACCUAGACGCGGGAGAUCUUAAUGGAAGAGUCAAAUGUGCAGCCUGUGAAGUGUCCUGUAACCGUAUGCGGUGAUAUUCAUGGUCAAUUUCAUGAUCUUUCAGAAUUGUUCCGUAUUGGCGGCAACUCGCCCGACACCAAUUAUCUCUUCAUGGGUGACUAUGUUGACCGAGGAUAUUACUCGGUCGAGACCGUCACCCUCUUGGUCGCGCUGAAGCUGCGCUACCGCGAUCGCGUAACGAUCCUCCGCGGAAACCACGAGUCGCGACAAAUCACGCAAGUGUAUGGAUUCUACGACGAGUGUCUCCGAAAAUACGGUAACGCAAACGUCUGGCGGUACUUUACCGACCUCUUCGACUAUCUACCCCUCACGGCUCUCAUCGAGAACCAGAUCUUCUGCUUGCACGGCGGUCUUUCACCUUCAAUUGAUACCCUUGACCACGUGCGGUCGAUAGAUCGGGUGCAAGAAGUACCUCACGAAGGCCCAAUGUGCGACCUGCUAUGGUCGGAUCCCGACGAUCGAUGCGGCUGGGGGAUAUCACCAAGAGGGGCUGGCUAUACGUUUGGGCAGGACAUCAGUGAGGCCUUCAACCAUAACAAUGGCUUGACGCUGGUCGCUCGAGCACAUCAACUUGUUAUGGAGGGCUAUAACUGGGGUCAAGACAGGAAUGUCGUCACCAUCUUCUCAGCACCAAAUUACUGCUACCGCUGUGGUAAUCAAGCAGCGAUCAUGGAGAUUGAUGAAAAAUUAUCCUACAGCUUCCUACAAUUCGAUCCUGCGCCGCGCGCUGGAGAGCCUCUCGUUUCACGGCGUGUGCCGGACUAUUUCCUGUGAUUAUAUUCUUUGUUACACUCAUCGGACUUGCUCUCUGCCCUCGGUGUCAUACAGUAUCGUCACAUACAUACAGCACCCCGUAUAUGUACAUCGUGUAUCCUCAAAUCAAGAACUAUACCUCCUUUCGUUUUCUUGUAAUAUUCUGAUUUUGGGGUAGACGUCUCUGACCGGAAUGCAAUGUCAAAUUUCUUUUUUAUUCAACUCCUUUUGAUGAGCCUAGAGAGAACUGGGCGUGCAUGAUUCAACCC